CUCAGUACAAAUAUCGCGUUCUUAACUUUCAACAUCUUUUUUAAAUUCAUUAUUUUUAUAAUUUAUUCUUUUAAAUAAUAUAUUAAAUAAUAAUAGAUUAAAUAUACAGUAAAAAAAAAAAAACCAAAUGGAAGAUUAUCAAUUAAGUGUUACAGAAGAUAGUCCAAAUUAUAGAUAUGUUUAUAAUGUUUCAUGCAGACAAGAAAAUGUACCUCUGUCAGUGGAUUAUAUCAGCAGUAUGGGUGGUUUUGGAAGUAUUUUUUUGAGCCUUGGUACAAUUCUUACACUGUCAACAAUUGCACUAACUGUUGAAACAUGCUGGAAAAUAUUUCAACAACACGAAACGAAACAAUAUAAAAUUAACUGUUUGAUUAUUUUCACGAUUUAUCCAAUUGCCAGUUUUUGUAGCCUCGUUGCAUUGGCUAUUCCCAGAACUCAACUUUUGACCGAAGCAAUAACCCAAAUAUCUUUGACGAUGUCAAUGUAUCGAUUAUAUCUUGUGGUGUUAGAUAUUGGAAAGAGAGGAAUAACAAGUACACCACAAAUGUUGCUAAAAGUUGGACCAUGUUGCUGUUGGCCAUGUUUACCCUUUCCCAGUCACGAUCUCAAUGACACUAAUUUGUCGCGGCUGCACAUAAUCGUUUUGCAAUUUCCAAUAGUACAGGGAAUUUUAUAUACUAUUUUUAUGAUAAUGCAAGUGGAAAAUCCAGUUUUCUACACAAGAUACAAUAUUUACUUUCAACCAUUGUGUGUUACGAGUAUUCUUUUGGCACUUUAUGGUGUGACGAUUUUAACAAUGAGCCUCAAGGAUACAAAUCCAGAUGCUAAGCUACGAUUGAAGGCACUUGUUGUACAACUUGUACUUUUUUUCUCAAAAUUACAAGGUUCAAUUAUAAAAGCCUUACCUUUAACUGGACUUUUUCCUUGUAAUCCUCCAAUAACACCACAAAUUUAUGCAAAUUUUACAUUCAACUCGCUGAUGUUAAUCGAGAUGUUGCUGCUAUGCUACGCAGCAAGAUACACGUACAAAGAAUCAACAAGUAAAAAGUCAAAUGAACUUGAUAUGAAUAAGCCUGAGUUUAAGCACAGAAAUGAUGAAAGUAUUAAUAACAAUACAAUCAACAAUAACAGGCACGUGCAAACGUGACUACCUAAAAUUUUAAAAUAAAUAAUAAAAUAACAGUGACAAAAAUAAAAAAUUUAUAUUGUCGUGUUUGUGAGAGGGUUUAUUAAAAAGAGAAAAAAAUAUAAAAAACAAAAAUUGUCAUUCAAGGCGAGUGUCGAAAGGAGUAGAGGUAAAUGAUGGGUCAGAUAGAUGGCUCAGAGACAAGGAACAUCAUCAAACACUGAAUUUGGAAAUUCUUUGGACCCCUGUCAUUGUGUAUUAAAAAAAUAUAUGCAUCUACGGUCGCAUGACAAAUUAGGAUGCUUAUUUUUAAAAUAAAAAAAAAUAAAUUUUAAAAUAUGCAACAAGACGAUGAUGAUACGCGUGGGACAUGAUAAUUUUUUUAUAAUAAUUUUUAUUAUUUAAUUUAUUCUUACUUUUAUUUGUAUACUUGGAAAUUAUUAUUUUUUUAUAAAUAUUUAUAGAAAUUAUUAUUACAUAUUUUAUGAUUUUAUUUAACAAGUAAAAAUUACGUCUAGAAAGUUAGCACACCACAAUGGGCACAAACUAUAAUAUUGUUAGAAUUAAAAUUUUAUGCUUUUUUUGUGCUAU
Aphidius gifuensis is the source of this 1717-nucleotide messenger RNA. Its product is annotated as organic solute transporter alpha-like protein 3. NCBI's taxonomy places the organism in Eukaryota, Metazoa, Arthropoda, Insecta, Hymenoptera, Braconidae. Bases 128 to 1147 code for a protein of 339 amino acids. The record is from RefSeq and is a predicted model, not a curated record. Gene Ontology annotation, molecular function: transporter activity. Gene Ontology annotation, biological process: transport. The transcript is spliced from 6 exons.